This is a messenger RNA of Alternaria burnsii, 600 nucleotides long. RefSeq lists its product as uncharacterized. The transcript has 2 exons. The record is from RefSeq and is a predicted model, not a curated record. Lineage: Eukaryota; Fungi; Ascomycota; Dothideomycetes; Pleosporales; Pleosporaceae. Bases 1 to 600 code for a protein of 199 amino acids.
AUGCACUUCCAGAAGCUCGCCAUCGUCUUUGCCCUUUCCGCCAUCGGUCUUGCUCAGGAUGUCGACAACGACGAUGUUCCCAUGCAGUGCCGCGAUGUCUGCGCCUCGGUCGUUACCCUGACCCGUGACUGUGACAACAGCACCAACGACGAUGCCGCUGAGCGCCAGUGCGUCUGCAACGCCCAGAACGCCAAUACCGCCAUCCCCCUCUGCGCCGCCUGCAUCACCCAGAACGGCGGAGAGCUUGACAACGACGUCUCCGACAUUGUCCGCGAAUGCUCCUUCAGCACUACUUCCUACAACCCCUCGGCCGCUUCUACAGCCCCUCCGGCUUCUGCUUCCGGUACGUCUGUUGGUUCCGUUACUUCCAUGGUUUCGAUGACUUCGGCCAUGUCGAACGCUUCUUCCGCCGCUCCGACAACUACCAUGUCUGGAGCGACUUCUGGUUCAUCUGCGGCUUCUAACGCUGCUUCAGCGACUUCUGGCACGGGUGGUGCUGGUGGUGCUCAACAGACCACUAACGGUGCCCCUGCACCGACUAUGGCUGCCGCGGCCAUCGGAUUGGGUGGUGUCCUUGGUGUUGCCGGACUUCUCUUGUAG